This is a messenger RNA of Lodderomyces elongisporus, 858 nucleotides long. RefSeq lists its product as uncharacterized. The transcript has a single exon. The record is from RefSeq and is a predicted model, not a curated record. NCBI's taxonomy places the organism in Eukaryota, Fungi, Ascomycota, Pichiomycetes, Serinales, Debaryomycetaceae. Bases 1 to 858 code for a protein of 285 amino acids. Gene Ontology annotation, biological process: chromosome segregation. Gene Ontology annotation, cellular component: Ndc80 complex.
AUGGAUAACUUGACUAAAUCACACGAAAGGUUGCAAGACCAGUUUGCGACAUUUGAAGGUCUUAAGCUCGAGAUGAAUGAUUUCUUAAUCGAAAUGGACCAAAAGUUGACAACAAAACAACAGCUUGUUUCUCAAGCAGACCGCUCGCAUAAUCACACAGUCGCCGAACUAACAAAAGUAGACAAGAAUUUACUGUCUCAGUUGCAGCACUUGAAACAAAAAGAACAAAACACUAGAGAUCGACUAGACCGUGAGCUUUCACAUCUCGAGACUUUAAAACACAAAAUUGAAGAUCUUGCCUCUGUAAAGAGCGAGUUGCUCAAGAAUAAGGAAAAGUUGGACCAAGACAUCUUUAAACUAAGUGAUGCGAUUGAGCAAAGCAAAGCCGAGUUGCAAAUCUCAACUGAUUCGCUAAAGAGACAGAUGGCUACAAACAGUUUAGAAUUGGCAAAGUAUGAGUUGUACGCAGGGUUGGUGAUAAAUGUCUUGUCCGAAAAUCAAGUGGAGUUUGGGUUCACCUAUGUAGAUUUGAAAGAUAUUGAUCGAGAAUUUCGUGUGGUGUUGAAAAUCGAAGGUGGUACUGGUACGGGUGGUAGUAAUGACAACAAUGGUGAAACUGAAACUGAAACUGAAACUGAAGCCCAAACUGAAACUGAAACUGGAAACGAAAAGGUGACGAAAAAAGAUGAUGAAGAAGAAGAAGCUGGUGAGGGAUGGAACAAAAUAAGUGUGAUCCAAACAGAACCCGAGCUUUCGCGAGAUUUCCUAAGUCUAGCGCAAGACACACUAAAUGAGAAUGGCGAUUUGGCCAAGUUCUUGAAACUGAUAAGAAGCAAAUUCCGAGAACUUACCACAUGA